UUAUUUUGCCGGUUCAUUCACAGAGUUGUGCGUUCUGCGCUGCUUUUGUUCCGAGGAUGGGUGAUAGUGAUGAAGAAUACGGAGACUCUCGUCGCCGUGAAAAGUUUCGUCGCGAGAGGAGUGAUUACGUUUCAGAUGCACCCGCAGUCCGUGUUACCCGGCCACCCCGCCGUGAGGACUGGCCCGAAAGAGAUUGGAAUCGUGGGGGACCGGGACCACGACGUGAUUAUCGAGAUUAUCCCCCGCGGAAUAUGGAUCGUCCGCGAGGUUAUUCGCCGGGUCGUGCAUUAGAUGGGCCUCCUGGAUCACCUCCGCCACCUGCCAAGCGUCCGCGAAGCCUGACCGUGGUUUCGGAGGAUUCGAUCCUGGUUUUCCAGGUUACGGUGGGCACGGCGGUUAUACCGGAAUUGGAGGAGAACCCGGAGGGUUUGGUGGCCCUCAUUUCCCUCCAUACGGCGGCGACCCCGCGUUUCCUCCACGACGACGUGAACCUUCACCACGACGAGAUUGGUGGGAGUCAUCCACCUCUUCCUGCUCUUCCACCAUCUGCCAUCUCCAUCAUUCCUCCAAUGGAAGUUGAUUAUCCUACCCAAAGCGCCAUGAUGUCUUUCAAGGCGUUUCUGGCGACUCAAAGCGAUGAUAUUUCGGAUGACGACGCUAUCAAGAAAUACAAUGACUAUAAACUGGAAUUCCGUCGUCAACAAAUCAACGACUUCUUCUUGGCACACAUGGAGGAAGAAUGGUGCGUGUUACGCUUUGCAUUGUCGUGA
This is a messenger RNA of Notodromas monacha, 770 nucleotides long. Lineage: Eukaryota; Metazoa; Arthropoda; Ostracoda; Podocopida; Cyprididae. The record is from the annotation of a GenBank genome assembly.